UGCGCGCAUGCGCACAGGAUGUAAACAAUGCGGCAUGGCAGCGCGAGGAUAGAAGAGAUGAAUAUUAAUGAUGAUUCUUUUAUAACUGAACACAGAAACAAGAUGGAUCCUGUGAAGAAACGACUGACUGAGUUUUCACUGGAGGCUCAUGAUCUGUACCUGAACCGGUCCGUGCCGUACCUGGACGAGCCUCCAGACUCACUGCAGUUCCAUCGCGACUGGAUCGGACCCAACAAACCGUGCAUCAUCCGCAACGCACUGGGCCACUGGCCGGCGCUGACCCGGUGGACGCCACAGUACCUGAGGGAGAAGGUGGGGUCAAAGGUCAUCAGCGUGGCAGUGACCCCGACUGGCUUCGCCGACGCCGUCGACGGGGAUCGAUUCGUCAUGCCUGAAGAGAGAAGGAUGACCUUCUCCUCCGUCCUGGACAUCAUCGAGGGGAAGGUGUGUUCCUCUGGUGUGUAUUACAUCCAGAAGCAGAGCUCCAAUCUGCUGGACGAGCUGCCGGAGCUCACCGACGACCUGGAGCGUCACGUUCCCUGGAUGAGCGCCGCGCUUGGAAAGUUACCAGAUGCUGUGAACUUCUGGCUUGGAGAAUCGAACGCUGUCACCUCCAUGCACAAAGAUCACUAUGAGAAUCUUUACUGUGUGAUCUCUGGAGAGAAGAACUUCAUCCUGCUGCCGCCCACAGAUCGGCCCUUCAUCCCUUACGGUGUGUAUCAGCCAGCGGUUUAUCAUCAGCGAGAUGACGGCGAGUUUGAGGUUCUGGAUCAGAGAGACUGUGAGAAGGUGCCGUGGAUCCCCCUGGACCCCCUGGACCCGGACCUGGACCGGUACCCUCAGUACCGCCAGGCUAGGCCGCUUCACUGCAGCGUGAAGGCUGGCGAGAUGCUCUACCUGCCAUCGCUCUGGUUCCAUCAUGUGCAGCAGUCACACGGCUGUGUCGCAGUGAACUUCUGGUACGACAUGGAGUACGACAUCAAGUACAACUACUACCAGCUGCUGGAGUCGCUGUGCGACAUCACCGCUGUGACAUCACCGCUGUGGGACGUCACCGCUGUGAGGAGGGAGGGAGGAAUAAAUACUGUUGAUAAAGUUUAAAUUGAAGAAUUGAAUUUUACCUUUGAAACUUAAGAACAUUUGAUGUGAGCGACUUCAAGACUUUACCAGAGUCAUUUUCUUGUAUACAAUGUGAUACUUUAUAAAAAACUGUUAAUUUUCCACUGACGGAGGAAACAGAUAAUGCUCCUGUUACACUGGUUGACAAUCACCAUUAAAAACCAAGAAGUAGAGUGAACAACCAA
Molecule: messenger RNA, 1304 nt
Organism: Scophthalmus maximus (turbot)
Lineage: Eukaryota; Metazoa; Chordata; Actinopteri; Pleuronectiformes; Scophthalmidae
Gene: jmjd7
Product: jumonji domain containing 7
Exons: 9
Coding region: 28-1101 (357 amino acids)
Molecular function (GO): 2-oxoglutarate-dependent dioxygenase activity
Source: RefSeq, a predicted model, not a curated record